UUCCCUUUCCACUUCUUUAAUGAUCAUUAUGGUCCCGAGUGUCAAGGAACUUCUGAUCCGAAACGUUUCUUGUUUUGAAAAUAGAUACUUUUAUCUUUCCAUUGUUUACAUUCUUCAAGAAUGAAAACAUAUUUCUUAAAAUGAAACAGCAUCAUUCAUAGAUUAUUGAUAAGAGGAUACUCUGUUUCAUCUGCCUCAUCGAUCGUUUUGAGAAACAAUGGCUGCAGUAUUGAUCGUCGACUUUGAAAAUUGCUUCAUGAUCUUUAUGUUCCUCUGCUUCCUUUUUUUGCUCCUAUGUUACCCUCUCUUCUUCAAGAAACUAAAGAGCUCACAGGCUGGCUUUGAUUUGCCUCCAAGCCCUCCUUCUCUGCCAAUCAUUGGUCAUCUUCACUUGCUCCUCUCUACUCUAACCCACAAGUCCUUACAGAAACUCUCCUCCAAGUAUGGACCUCUCCUCCAUCUUUGCAUCUUCAAUGUCCCUGUAAUAUUUGUUUCAUCGGCUUCUGUGGCAUACGAGAUCUUCAGGACACAUGAUGUGAACAUCUCUUUUCGGGGAAACCCUCCAAUCGGUGAGUCCCUCUUGGUCGGUUCUUCUGGAUUUUUCACCGCUCCUUAUGGAGACUACUGGAAGUUCAUGAAGAAGCUAAUGGUCACGAAACUGCUCGGACCUCAGGCACUAGAGCGGUCACAACGCAUCCGUGCAGAUGAGCUAGAACGGUUUUACGUGAGUCUGUUUGAUAAGGCAAUGAAGAAAGAGAGCGUUGAGAUUAGUAAGGAAGCAAUGAAGCUCAUUAACAAUAGCAUUUGCAAGAUGAUUAUGGGGAGGAGUUGUUCUGAGGAGAAUGGUGAGGCGGAGAUAGUUAGAGACUUGGUGACGGAGUCAACUGCCUUGACAAAGAAGAUUUUCAUGGCAAACAUGUUGCACAGGCCCCUUAAGAAGCUCGGGAUCUCACUGUUCAAAAAGGAGAUAAUGAGUGUUUCCUGCAGAUUCAAUGAAGUGCUGGAGAGGAUUCUUGAGGAACACGGAGAGAAACUUGACAAAGAUCAAGAAAUGGACAUGAUGGGCGUGUUGUUGGCAGCUUACCGGGACAAAAAUGCAGAGUGUAAGAUCACUAGGAACCAAAUUAAGUCGUUGUUCGUGGAUCUUGUCGUUGCAGGCACUGACACUUCGAGACAUGCAACACAGUGGACAAUGGCAGAGAUUUUAAACAACCCUAAGGUUCUUGAGAAAUUAAGAGAAGAAAUUGAUUCCGUUGUAGGGAGAACAAGGUUGGUUCAAGAAACAGAUCUACCAAACCUUCCUUAUUUGCAAGCGAUUGUUAAGGAAGGACUAAGACUGCACCCACCAGGGCCUCUCUUUGCAAGGACAACCCGUGAAAGGUGUAUGAUCGGAGGGUUUCAUGUACAGGAGAACACACCACUAGUUGUUAAUGCUUAUGCUGUGAUGAGAGAUCCUGAAUUUUGGGAAGAGCCUAAUGAGUUUAAGCCAGAGAGGUUUCUAGGAACAGGAAAAGAAGACAAGAGAGAACACGCACUCAAGUAUAUUCCUUUUGGUAGCGGAAGGAGAGGCUGCCCUGGAGUAAAUUUAGCUUACAUUCUUGUUGGAACCGCGAUUGGGGUGAUGGUACAAUGCUUUGACUGGAAAAUCAAAGGAGAUAAGGUUAAUAUGGAAGAGUCUCGUGGAGCAUUGGUCUUGACUAUGGCUAACCCUCUUAACUGCAUUCCUGUUGCUCGAACCCCAAAACUGCAGAUUCCCUGUUCCUGACUCUGGAAAUAUCACAAAACUGAAAUGCAUCUACUUUAGUGGUCACUGAUCAGGACUGAGUAGUAUAAGAACUUAGGACUGAGUAGUGAGUGUAGCGAUGAACUAAAAUGUAGACUUCAGACUUCAAUUUUUACUUCCAAAAUUAUGAAAACAUAUCUUUUAUAAGUUUUAUUCAUGUAAUAAACAACAUUGGAGAUGAAUGAAUAACAAAGAGGAAAUGAAAGUGAGGGUUCUU
Messenger RNA from Camelina sativa (false flax), 2000 nucleotides. Its product is annotated as cytochrome P450 705A22-like. Gene Ontology annotation, cellular component: membrane. Gene Ontology annotation, molecular function: iron ion binding; heme binding; oxidoreductase activity, acting on paired donors, with incorporation or reduction of molecular oxygen, NAD(P)H as one donor, and incorporation of one atom of oxygen. The record is from RefSeq and is a predicted model, not a curated record. Lineage: Eukaryota; Viridiplantae; Streptophyta; Magnoliopsida; Brassicales; Brassicaceae.